Molecule: messenger RNA, 237 nt
Organism: Clunio marinus
Lineage: Eukaryota; Metazoa; Arthropoda; Insecta; Diptera; Chironomidae
Source: the annotation of a GenBank genome assembly
AUGUGGGUCAGUUUUUUGGGUUGGGUGGAGAGCAUUCAUCUGAAAAUUGAACGCAAAGUUACAACAGUUAAGAAAUGGGGCUGUCACGGAAGCAUUAGGCAGAAGAGUUUCAAAAACUUUUUCCAGCUUUUCUUCGAACUUUUAGAAGCUCAACAGCAGCAAUUUGAAAAAUUAUGCUUUUCUCAUUCAGCAUCAUGCAUAAUUAAUCUAAGUAACAACCACAAACUGCAUUUUUAA